Molecule: messenger RNA, 1559 nt
Organism: Prunus avium (sweet cherry)
Lineage: Eukaryota; Viridiplantae; Streptophyta; Magnoliopsida; Rosales; Rosaceae
Gene: LPA1
Product: tetratricopeptide repeat (TPR)-containing protein
Biological process (GO): photosystem II oxygen evolving complex assembly
Cellular component (GO): chloroplast
Molecular function (GO): protein binding
Source: RefSeq, a predicted model, not a curated record
AGAGAUGACACUAGAUUUCUUCGCUAUCUUGUUAGACUGUUAACGGUCGAGAGUGCGAGUUGGUAAAACUCGCUCAAUGGCUGUGGCUACUCUGGCUCUGCACCAGCAAUGGCUCUCCUUCUCGAACCCAAUAACAAGAACAAGGCCAUGGCUUCCCGGCAGAACAACCACCCUUACCCAUUUGCAAAUCCAUAAGAACUUGGCCGGUAUCUCUCUCAUUUCCUGCUGCUCUUCUUCAACUUCUCAGUCCACUGAUGCCAAUACAGAGACCGCCGAGUCUUGUGUCAAUUUGGGUCUCCAGCUCUUCUCCAAAGGACGGGUUAAAGAUGCUUUAGUUCAGUUUGAAACAGCACUUAGUUUAGAUCCCAACCCAAUUGAAGCACAAGCUGCGCUGUAUAAUAAAGCCUGCUGUCACGCCUACAAAGGGGAAGGAAGGAAAGCUGCUGAUUGUCUACGUACUGCCUUGAGAGAAUAUAACCUCAAAUUUGGCACAAUUUUGAAUGAUCCUGACUUGGCCUCUUUUAGAGCUUUGCCUGAAUUUAAGGAAUUGCAGGAAGAGGCUAGACUAGGUGGGGAAGAUAUAGGCUACAGUUUUAGGAGAGAUCUCAAACUCAUUAGUGAAGUCCAAGCACCAUUCCGUGGGAUUAGGAGAUUCUUUUAUUUAGCAUUCUCGGCAGCUGCAGGAAUCUCAACGUUCUUUACUGUACCCAGGCUGUUCCGUGCAAUUUCAGGAGGUGAUGAUGCUCCUGAUCUCUGGGAAACUGCUGGCAAUGUCGCUAUUAACAUUGGAGGUCUUAUUGUUCUUGUGGCGUUAUUUUUAUGGGAAAACAAGAAGGAGGAGGAACAACUUACACAAAUAUCUCGUGAUGAAAAUCUAUCGAGGUUGCCAUUGCGCCUCUCCACCAAUAGGAUUGUUGAACUUGUGCAGUUGCGAGACACUGUUAGGCCUGUUAUUUUAGCAGGGAAGAAGGAGACUGUUUCCUUAAGCAUCAAGCAGGCAGCAAGGUUUCGAACUGAGCUCCUAAGAAGGGGUGUUCUUUUAGUUCCUGUCAUCUGGGAUGAAGUUAGGGCACCUCAAAUAGAGAAGAAAGGCUUCGGUGCACCUUCAAAGGCAGCUGCGGCUCUUCCUUCCAUUGGGGAAGAAUUCGAAAAACGAACUCAGUCUAUAACUGCAAAGUCAAAGUUAAAAGCUGAAAUUCGGUUCAAGGCUGAGGUUGUAUCCCCUUCAGAAUGGGAAAGGUGGAUAAGGGAUCAGCAAAAGUCUGAAGGAGUCACUCCUGGUGAGGAUGUCUAUAUUAUACUGCGCCUAGAUGGUCGGGUUCGAAGGUCAGGCAAAGGCAUGCCUGACUGGCAACAAAUUGUCAAGGAGCUGCCACCAAUAGAAGCAUUGCUUAGCAAACUAGAAAGAUAGGAGCCACCUCUUCUUGUAGAUGCCUCUGUGAGGCAAUCAUCUUAUUCUUACACUUCCCCUCCCCCAAUUUCUAAUAUUUUCUUGGAAUUGAAUACAUCUGUAAUAUCCUCAGCAUCUUGAAUUUUGAAAGGCGGUGGAAAUAAAUCUU